UGCAUAUAUGUAUAAUUUUUUUUUUUACAAGUUUUGUGCCAGCAGAGUGCCAUGAAUCCGUGGUGCGUAAUGUUCCUUGAGCAAGCGAAUACAAAUCACUCGCCCUAGUGUUUUCGAGGCAAACUUAACUGGUCAGGAGUGCUAUGGGAAAACCAAACAAAAAAAUUAGUCUCAAUGGAGCUAGACAAUUCGUUCGUAUCUAUGCAAAUAUUAUGACUGCCUAUCAAAAAUGGAUCGCCCUGUAAGAAUCUCACGAUACUCUUGCAAUUAAGAAAAGUAUAUACAAUCAAAGCUAAGAAAUAUUAGAGUGAAGCCAAUGUGAGGCGAACCAAUAUGAGAAGUCAAUCAACAUCAGAAAGCUAACGAAAAGCGUAGGAUUAGAAGCAAGUCGUCAAUGGAUCCAAAAAGUGGCUCGAAUGCGCACGAUCAGUAGUCCAGAAUCCAAAAUUCGAUUAUCGACAACACCAACCAAAACACCGAAACACCGAAACAACAAAACACACCGCACGGACACCACAAUCAAAAUGCAAAACUAUGGCAGUGAACUUAAAGGAGGCUGAGUCCCACUAACGACUACCCACUGCGCCCACACAUCUAGAUCUAGGGUUAUAGGAUUAUCGAACUCCACGGCUCAAUCGAGAUAUGAAGAAGCCAUCACGUACUCGGCUGGAGAAUCCAUUCUGCUCUGGCCAGGAGAGAACCAGAACCAUGAGCUUCCCACAGCCGCACUCAUUGCCGGAAGCCACUGCGAACGGUGGCAAAAUGCUGGUCUAUGGCCUCGGACUUUUAAUUAUGAUACCGGCCUGUACGGCUGGACCCCACGAGAAGCGGCUACUCCACGCCCUGCUGGACAACUACAAUAGCUUGGAGCGUCCGGUGGUCAACGAAUCCGAUCCAUUACAACUGAGCUUCGGACUAACACUCAUGCAGAUAAUCGAUGUGGACGAAAAGAAUCAACUGCUUAUAACAAAUAUUUGGCUCAAAUUGGAAUGGAACGAUAUGAAUCUUCGAUGGAAUUCGAGUGAGUUUGGAGGUGUGCGGGAUCUGCGGAUUCCGCCACAUCGCCUUUGGAAACCGGAUGUUCUGAUGUACAACAGUGCGGACGAGGGCUUCGAUGGAACGUACGCCACCAAUGUGGUGGUGCGCAAUAAUGGGAGCUGCCUGUACGUACCGCCAGGUAUAUUCAAGUCUACGUGUAAGAUCGACAUUACGUGGUUUCCAUUCGACGAUCAGAGAUGUGAGAUGAAGUUUGGUUCGUGGACCUACGAUGGGUUUCAGUUGGACCUGCAAUUGCAGGACGAAGCUGGUGGCGACAUUUCUAGCUUUAUAACCAAUGGCGAAUGGGACUUGUUAGGUGUGCCCGGUAAACGAAAUGAAAUCUACUAUAAUUGCUGCCCAGAACCUUAUAUUGACAUAACAUUCGCCAUUUUGAUAAGACGCAAAACAUUGUACUAUUUUUUCAAUCUGAUUGUGCCGUGCGUACUGAUCGCCUCCAUGGCACUGCUAGGGUUUACACUGCCACCAGAUUCUGGUGAAAAGCUUUCGCUUGGAGUUACAAUUCUAUUAUCGCUUACAGUCUUCCUCAACAUGGUGGCCGAAACUAUGCCGGCAACCUCCGAUGCGGUGCCGCUGCUCGGAACUUAUUUCAAUUGCAUUAUGUUUAUGGUGGCCUCAUCAGUUGUGUCAACCAUACUUAUCCUCAAUUAUCAUCAUAGAAAUCCAGAUACGCAUGAAAUGAGUGAAUGGAUAAGAGUAAUAUUCCUUUAUUGGUUACCUUGCAUAUUGCGCAUGCAAAGACCCGGACAGGUUGGCUACGAAUGUCCGCCGCCGCCCUCUUCUUCCAGUUCCUCCAAUUCCGGCGAGAAGAAGCAACAGAUCCAAAACGUUGAGCUCAAGGAGAGAUCCUCCAAGUCUCUGCUGGCCAACGUGCUCGAUAUAGACGACGAUUUCCGAUGCAAUCAUCGGUGUGCCAGCGCGACUUUGCCCCACCAGCCCACGUAUUACAGGACGAUGUACAGGCAAGGGGAUGACGGCAGCGUGGGACCCGUGGGACCAGCUGGUCCAGUUGUGGAUGGGCGUUUGCACGAGGCCAUUUCCCACACCUGUCUGACCUCCUCUGCGGAGUACGAACUGGCGCUGAUACUCAAGGAACUGCGUUGGAUAACCGAGCAGCUCAAAAAAGAGGACGAGACAAGCGACAUCACUCGAGAUUGGAAGUUUGCAGCCAUGGUCGUCGAUCGUUUGUGCCUUAUUAUUUUCACCUUGUUUACUAUUAUCGCAACCCUCGCUGUACUGUUUUCAGCGCCACAUUUCAUUUUCCCGUAAGCGGAAAUGCGUCGCUGGGAAAGGCGGGAAAUGCGGGAAAGGCGGAAAAUGCGGGAAAAGUGGGGAAAAGCUGGAAAAAUGGAGCAGAAAGCGACAGGGCGGCCACAGGAGUUUUGCGGUUGUAUUGUGAAGUAUAUGAAGCCAAUCAAAAUAUUAGGAACAUAGAACAUGAAUUCAACAGCCCGAACCUAAGCUUUUCAAACUGAAAUACUUUGACAGUCAAAGAGUUUUGCUAUUCAACAUUUUUAUACUUUUAAAGAUGUGUCUGAUGGUUAUAAAAAUAUUACAAUGAAUUGAGAUAGUAACGUAUGUACGUAUGUGAAUGCAUUUUGUAUUGAAAACACCAAACCAAACGAAAACCAAAAUAAAGUCGGUAUAAUACAAUAACUUUCCGGGCAUAAAUGUACGUUGCCGUGUACAUUGAACUUGCCCCUUAGAUACAAAGCAGAGGUUUCUAUAUCUAAAUCUUAAAUCGCCUAUCGCUCGUAGAAUUGCAGUCCACCUCCCUCAUUAUUUAACCGAUUUGAACAGAGAAUGACAUUCAAGGAGCAUUAAUACAUGCAUAUGCAUAUGCAUAUGUGUAUUAUGUAUCACACUGUUGUUCAACUGAAUUAGCAUCUACUAUAAAAUAGUCUGUAUGUAGCAUUGGAGAGAUUUUUAAAUUUAUUUUCACUUUGUAUGCAUAUUGUUUGUAUCUUCUUAUC
Messenger RNA from Drosophila erecta, 3029 nucleotides. It is a transcript of the gene nAChRalpha7, whose product is annotated as neuronal acetylcholine receptor subunit alpha-7. Gene Ontology annotation, biological process: chemical synaptic transmission; monoatomic ion transmembrane transport; regulation of membrane potential. The record is from RefSeq and is a predicted model, not a curated record. NCBI's taxonomy places the organism in Eukaryota, Metazoa, Arthropoda, Insecta, Diptera, Drosophilidae. Gene Ontology annotation, cellular component: postsynaptic membrane; synapse; neuron projection. The transcript is spliced from 16 exons. Gene Ontology annotation, molecular function: transmembrane signaling receptor activity; acetylcholine-gated monoatomic cation-selective channel activity. Bases 643 to 2325 code for a protein of 560 amino acids.